This is a messenger RNA of Lactuca virosa, 1642 nucleotides long. NCBI's taxonomy places the organism in Eukaryota, Viridiplantae, Streptophyta, Magnoliopsida, Asterales, Asteraceae. The record is from the annotation of a GenBank genome assembly.
CGGCCAUCGCUCGUCCAAUUCCUCCGUAGAAGAAGAAUCGGAUUCUCUCUCUCUCUCUCUCUCUCUCACUAUAUAACCUUUUUCUCACCUGGAGCAGACACUUCUUUCUCUCUGGUGUCUCCGGCAACCGGUGAAUAGGUAUGUUCUGUGAUAUCAGUUUCUGCUGGUUGCAAUUUUGAUGUGUGCAGAUCACAGAAAAUGCUAUACUGAUUGGCCAAAAAGUAAUUGUUACACAAUUUGCAAGUGAGUGAGUGAAAAUGGGGUCUGCUUGUUGUGUUGCUGCUAGAGACAGAAGAGCUAUAACAAAUGGAUCAAGUAGUGAUGUGAUCCCAAGAAAUAUCCGGUAUUCUCCAUCAUGGGGUGUUAGGUGGGAGAAUAGGAGGCGUGUAGCAGGUGAAGAAGCUUCCAUGACUUGGUAUUCUGAUACUGUUACUGUUGCCACAAAUGACAGGCUGGACAAUAAAUCUCAAACAACUGUUGGAACUGCUUAUGCAUCAGAAGAGGGUAGUCCAUUGGAAAGUUUUAGAAAUCUGACGUGGCAAAAGUCAUCACCUUCUGAAGGAUAUCCAGUUCCUCAAUCAGAAGACCAGUCUCUCUCUAAAAACCCAACCAAGUUAUCAUCCCCAUCAAGACAUCCCACCUGUUCCCCGGGUCGCCAGGUGUCACACAGCCGGAUCCCAUCUACAAAGUCCUCAAAUCUCUCAAUCUCAGAAGAAGGCCCCGGGUCCGGGUGGAGCAACGAAUUAAACCGUGGAUCUUCAGACGGGUGGUCCAUAUCCGCACCCGCACCCGCACCCAUACCCGCUUCCAGCAACGACUCUUUCGAUAGCGAGUCUCUCAACUUUAAAAUGGGCCGAUCAAGUGGGGGUGUUCCGUCCAUUGAUAUGCAGACAUGUGGCGCGUGUUCCAAGCUUUUAACAGAAAAGUCGUCAUGGGGAACACAGAAGAUUAUAGCCAAUAAUGAGCUGGUGGUUGUGGCUAUUUUGAUAUGCGGGCAUGUUUAUCAUGCGGAGUGUUUGGAAAAUAUGACGGAUGAGAUCAACAAGUAUGAUCCCGCAUGUCCUGUUUGUACUUUUGGUGAGAAACAGACUUUUAAAAUGUCGGAAAAAGCAAUAAAAGCGGAGAUGGAAUUGAAGGCUAAGAUUAUUAGUAGGAAGAAAUCAAGAACUAGAAGCCGGGUGGUGGAUGGUGAUGGUGAUGAUGAUGAUAUUAUUAUGUUUGAUAAUAGUGGUAGCAAGAGUAGAAAUAAGAUGAGUUCAAGCUCUAGCAUGAAGAAUUCUGUGGGGAAACCAAAAACGCCUUUUUUAAAGAGACACUUCUCUUUCGGUGGUUCCAAAGGGAGAGUGACCUCACCUCACCUUUUUCCCUCUAAAAGGUAUUGAGUAGGAGUAGUAGGAUUAGCUCCUUGAAGAUACUCAUUGUAAAGCGGGUUUUGAACUACACAUAGAUGGUCAUGGUAUUGGUAAAUAUACCAUAACCAUGUUCAUGAAAUUUGGUAUAUAUAGCUCAUUGGGGAAAAGGUAGUAUAAACAAAGGAAUUCAAUGAAACUGGUAGAGAACAGAUUCUUUUUCUUUUUCAAGUGGUGUAAGUUUAAAGUUUGUUUCUUGUGUUUUUCUUGCAUUAUAAUUGGAAAAGAAAAAA